AUGCCAUUAGCCCGAAAUCAACAUUCCGACCCCCCGGACGAGCGUCCUAUCUACAUCUUCUACGUCCCAGAGGAGGAGUUCCAAGAGUCCAUUGUCAUGUAUCUGAAGGAGCUUUCCCAUGCGCGGUACAUGCCAACCGGAAUCCAUGCGUUGUUAUCAGAAUUGGACCUCUCGUCCGAUGCGCAUCUUGACGUUUUCAUCUACACAUGUAGCAUACUCAAGCGAAUCUCAAGGAGGAGCCCAUCGUUGCUGACCAUUGAAACCAUAUUGGAUUACUUUGCUGCCUGCUUCAUUAUCUCGUACAGUAUGCUCUCCGACCUCACCCCACCCCUGCAUGAAUGGGCCGACGCCCUGGGGAAGCCAUAUAGUGAACGAAGGCUUUUGCAGCUCCAACGGAAGGCUCUUCUCCUCCUCCACUGGAAGAUCUUCAUCUCUAGACGGCAGUACGACUGGAUGUGCCGUGAGAUCCAGCGCACUCAUGCGGAGCUGGGCUAUAAGCCUCCCACGCGCUCCAAACACUUCGACUACAGAGAUUAUUGGCGAGGCUUCCGGUAA
This is a messenger RNA of Giardia duodenalis, 555 nucleotides long. RefSeq lists its product as uncharacterized. Lineage: Eukaryota; Fornicata; Diplomonadida; Hexamitidae. The transcript has a single exon. The coding region runs from base 1 to 555 and encodes 184 amino acids. The record is from RefSeq and is a predicted model, not a curated record.